CUAGAGGGUUUUAAGACUUAGAAACAAAACUUCAAUCUAUUCCAUGGCCACAGGCAAUCACUCAGCAGUAUCUGAGUUUCUCCUCUCAGGACUCACCGAUAACCCAGACCUUCAAACCAUUCUUUUCAGUAUAUUCCUGGUAGUCUAUGUAGUUAGCCUGGGUAGUCUUGGUUUGAUUAUGCUAAUCCAAGCCAGUCCUCAGCUUUACAUACCCAUGUAUUUUUUUCUCAGCCACCUGGCUUUUCUGGCUUUUGUUGAUUUUUCUUUUACUUCUUCUGUCACCCCCAACACCUUGGUGAAUUUUCUGCGUGAAGUUAAAAGUAUACCAUGUUAUGCAUGUGCGAUUCAGGUGUGCUGCUUCAUCACAUUUGUAGUUUGUGAACAGUAUCUGCUCUCAAUCAUGGCCUACGAUCUGUAUGUUGCCAUCUGCAACCCCUUGCUCUAUGUCAUCCUCAUGCCUUGAAGACUCUGUAAUCAAAUCAUUGCUAGCACAUAUAUUUAUGGGUUCACUGUGGCUCUUGUACAGACAGUGGCAACAUUCCACUUGUCCUUUUGUGACUCCAACAUGGUCAACCACUUCUACUGUGAUGAUAUUCCCUUGGUUGCUCUGGCUUGUUCUGAUACCCAAGUCAAAGAGCUGCUGCUGUUAAUCACUGAAGGGAUCAGUACCCUUUGCUCUCUUCUGAUUGUGGUCAUUUCUUAUGCCUUCAUCCUCUUUGUUGUCCUGAGGAUCCAUUCUGCUGAAGGAAGACAGAAAGCUUUCUCUACCUGUGCUUCCCAUCUGACUUCCGACACAGUAUUUUAUGGGACAAUCAUUUUCAUGUACCUACUGCCCAAGUCAAGCCAUUCUCUGAACACAGAUAAAUUUGCUUCUGUGUUUUAUGUGGUAGUGAUUCCCAUGUUAAACCCAUUCAUCUAUAGCUUGAAAAACCAGGAGGUAAAAAACUCACUGGAAAGAAUGAAAGAAAACUUGAGCUUAGCUAUUAAAUAA
Messenger RNA from Pteronotus mesoamericanus, 991 nucleotides. RefSeq names its product olfactory receptor 5AL1-like. The record is from RefSeq and is a predicted model, not a curated record. Lineage: Eukaryota; Metazoa; Chordata; Mammalia; Chiroptera; Mormoopidae. Gene Ontology annotation, molecular function: odorant binding; G protein-coupled receptor activity; olfactory receptor activity. Gene Ontology annotation, biological process: G protein-coupled receptor signaling pathway; sensory perception of smell. Gene Ontology annotation, cellular component: membrane.